Penicillium diatomitis is the source of this 1416-nucleotide messenger RNA. RefSeq names its product Delta(24(24(1)))-sterol reductase. Gene Ontology annotation, biological process: ergosterol biosynthetic process. The record is from RefSeq and is a predicted model, not a curated record. Gene Ontology annotation, molecular function: Delta24(24-1) sterol reductase activity. Bases 1 to 1416 code for a protein of 471 amino acids. Lineage: Eukaryota; Fungi; Ascomycota; Eurotiomycetes; Eurotiales; Aspergillaceae. Gene Ontology annotation, cellular component: endoplasmic reticulum membrane. The transcript is spliced from 4 exons.
AUGGCUGUCUCAUCGCGGGCUACCAAGGCCGGCGCUUCGUCUGCCAGAACCACGAGCAACCAUACCUCUACGCGGGCCGCGCAAUUUGUGGAUGGCGCCUCGGAUGAGUUUGAAUUCGGAGGUGCCAUGGGAUCGGCGAUGUUGAUGUCGGGUUUCCCUCUCUUGAUGUGGUAUAUGUGGAUUGGUGCGACGUACUAUGACGGCAAGCUUCCUCUGCCCGAGGCUGACCAGACCUGGAUCGAAUUUGGCCGUCAUCUGUGCCAUCUCGUCUACGAGGGCGCGUAUCCGACCAGCAAGGCUUGGGCUACGUACUGGAUCUUCUUCAUUGUAGAAGCGCUGAUGUACUGCUACAUGCCCGGUGUGUCAGGCUAUGGUCGACCGUUGAAGCACGAAGGCGGCAAGAAGCUUCCCUACUACUGUUCUGCGUACUCGAGCCUCUAUGCGACACUUGGCCUCGCUGCAAUCUUGCAUGCGACGGGUAUCUAUUCAUUGUACACUCUGAUUGACGAGUUUGGUCCUUUGAUGACAGUGUCAAUUUUGUCGGGCUUCCUCAACAGUUUCAUUGUCUAUUUCCAGGCGAUCAUCCGUGGACGCACACACCGACUGUCCGGAUCACCCAUCUAUGAUUUCUUCAUGGGUGCCGAGCUGAACCCUCGCAUUGGCAUGCUGGACUUUAAGAUGUUCUACGAAGUCCGAAUUCCAUGGUUCAUCUUGUUGCUCAUCACCUGCUCAGUGGCGGCUCGCCAGUACGAAACACUGGGUUACGUCUCUGCCGAGGUCGUUUUCCUGGUUGGGGCGCACUACCUGUACACUAAUGCUUGCGCCAAAGCCGAGGAGAUGAUCAUUACCACUUGGGAUAUGUACUUUGAGAAACUCGGAUUCUUGCUCACCUUCUGGAAUAUGGCUGGGGUUCCGUUCACCUAUUGCCACUGCGCACUGUACUUUGCCAACCACGAUCCCUCCGAAUACCGCUGGAAUCGAUUCGCCCUUGCUCUGUUUGCCGCCUUGUACAUCUUCUUCUACUGGAUGUGGGAUAGUGCCAACGGACAAAAGAAUGCAUUCCGACACAAGACAAGAGGAGAGUUCCACAAGCGCAACACUUUCCCUCAGGUCCCAUGGCAGGCGAUCGAGAAUCCCAUGACCAUUCGCACAGAUGCCGGCGAUGACAUUAUGGUCGAUGGCUGGUAUGCCAUCAUUCGCAAGCCAAACUAUGUCCCCGACAUGUUCUUCUCAUUCGCAUGGGGCAUGAUCACCGGUUUCAAAAGCGUGUUUCCUUGGUUCUAUUUUGUCUUCUUCAUGAUGAUGAUCCUUCACCGCACCAAUCGGGAUGUCAAUCGCUGCCGACGCAAGUAUGGCGAGGCCUGGAAGCGAUAUGAGAAGGAAGUCCCCUACUUGUUUGUUCCUUACAUUUUCUAA